AUUGGCGAAGAGGCCAUGUUUAACCCUCAGCUCAUGAUUCAGACUCCACAUGAAGAUGGUGCCAAUAUACUAACAAUAGAAGCACUCAGACAGCACCUUGACUCUGCACUUCAGGUCAACAGAGUAGAUGUUUAUAUGUACAACAGAAAAUGGAAAUUGGAACACUUAUGUUAUAAAUCAGGAGAACUCAUCACAGAAGCAGGGUAUAUGGACCAGACCAUAGAAUAUCUUUAUCCUUGUUUAAUCAUCACUCCUUUGGACUGCUUCUGGGAGGGAGCAAAGCUACAGUCAGGAACUGCCUAUCUAUUAGGGAAACCUCCUUUUCAGUGGAUCAACUUUGACCCCUUAGAAUUCUUAGAAAAGUUAAAAAAAAUAAAUUACCAAGUGGAGAGCUGGGAAGAAAUGCUGAAAAAAGCAGAGGUUGGUCAUGGUUAUAUGGAUCAACCUUGUCUGAAUCCUGCUGAUCCCGAUUGUCCAAUCACAGCUCCCAACAAAAAUUUCACCAAACCUCUUGAUGUGGCUCUUGUUUUGAGUGGUGGAUGCUAUGGACUGUCGAGAAAAUACAUGCAUUGGCAGGAGGAAUUGAUUAUAGGUGGUACAGUCAAGAAUAGUUCUGGUAAGCUUGUCAGUGCCCAGGCUUUGCAAACCAUGUUUCAGUUAAUGACUCCUAAGCAAAUGUAUGAACACUUCAAGGGGUAUGAAUAUGUUUCACAUAUCAACUGGAGUGAGGAUAAGGCAGCAGCAAUUCUGGAAGCCUGGCAGCGGAUGUAUGUUGAGGUUGUUCAUCAAAGUGUUGCAGAAAACUCUAAUCAGAAGGUGCCUUCCUUUACUACAACUACCCUGGAUGACAUUCUAAAGUCAUUUUCUGAUGUCAGUGUUAUCAGAGUAGCUAGUGGCUACUUACUAAUGCUUGCCUAUGCCUGUUUAACAAUGCUGCGGUGGGACUGUGCAAAGUCUCAAGGUGCUGUGGGGCUGGCAGGAAUCUUCUUGGUUACUCUCUCAGUGGCUGCAGGACUGGGUCUGUGCUCAUUGAUUGGAAUUUCCUUUAAUGCUACCACAACUCAGGUUUUGCUUUUUCUUGCUCUUGGAGUUGGUGUAGAUGAUAUAUUUCUUCUGGUACAUGCAUUUAGUGAAACAGGGCAGAAUAAGAGAAUUCCAUUUGAGGACAGAACAGGUGAAUGUUUGAAGCGAACAGGAGCAAGUGUAGCCCUUACAUCUAUCAGCAAUGUUACUGCUUUUUUUAUGGCUGCCUUAAUCCCUAUUCCUGCUUUACGAGCAUUUUCACUCCAAGCAGCAGUUGUGGUGGUAUUCAACUUUGCUAUGGUUUUACUGAUUUUUCCUGCUACCCUGAGUAUGGACCUUUAUCGUCGGGAAGACAGGAGACUGGAUAUAUUCUGCUGUUUUACAAGUCCGUGUACCACUAGAGUGAUUCAGAUUGAACCUCAAGCAUAUGUGGAAAACAGGGAGAUGCAGUCUACAGUGCAGUUACACACAGAAUACGAUCCUCAUGCACAGGUGUACUACACCACAGCAGAGCCUUGCUCAGCAAUAUCUGUGCAGCCCGUGACAGUGACACAAGAUAAUAUCAGCUGCCAGAGCCCAGAAAGCACAAACUCAACAAGAGAUUUGCUUUCCCAAUUCUCAGACUCCAGUAUGCAUUGCCUCGAGCCACCCUGUACUAAAUGGACACUCUCAUCUUUUUCAGAAAAGCAUUAUACUCCAUUCCUGCUAAAACCAAAAGCUAAGAUUGUGGUUAUUUUUCUUUUUCUGGGUUUACUUGGGCUCAGCCUUUAUGGAACUACCCAGACUAGAGAUGGACUGAAUCUCACAGAUAUUGUACCACAAGAAACCCAGGAUUAUGAUUUUAUUGCAGCACAGUUCAAGUAUUUCUCAUUUUACACUAUUUAUAUAGUACAGAAAGCAGACUAUCCCAGUCCCCACAUCCAGCACGUACUUUAUGAACUUCACAAAAGUUUCAGUAAUGUGACAUACAUUUUUUUGGAAGAGGAUAAGCAGCUUCCCAAAAUGUGGUUGCACUACUUUUGAGACUGUCUGCAACGACUUCAGCAUGCAUUUGAAAGUGACUGGGAAGCUGGGAAAAUCACUUAUAACAAUUAUAAAAAUGGAUCUGACGAUGCUGUUCAGACUUACAAACUCUUGGUGCAAACAGGCAACCGAGCAAAGCCCAUUGACAUCAACCAG
This is a messenger RNA of Corapipo altera (White-ruffed manakin), 2202 nucleotides long. Its product is annotated as protein patched homolog 1-like. Gene Ontology annotation, cellular component: plasma membrane. Gene Ontology annotation, biological process: smoothened signaling pathway. Lineage: Eukaryota; Metazoa; Chordata; Aves; Passeriformes; Pipridae. The record is from RefSeq and is a predicted model, not a curated record. Gene Ontology annotation, molecular function: hedgehog receptor activity; hedgehog family protein binding; smoothened binding.